AUGAUUCCCAUCGAUAAUCUGGUUCUGUGCAUCUGGGCGAUUCAGCCAGCCCAGUUUAACUUUCGACCCCUUACACUCAAUACGAAGCUUGGAAACGUAUCAAAGCUUCCACUUGGAAUAAAUUUACCGAACCCGUUCAUGUUUGUCUCUUCUCUAUCUGAGAAGGAGCUUAAAGAAGCAAUUUUGGAGCCAGUUGAAGGGUUCUUGGAGGCGAUCUCCUUUAUUUGCUCUAGCAAUAAAAAAAUUCGAGACUUGGAGUCUUCUUUAGAAUUUUCCUCCUUUGACUAUUGGAAUUCCAUCAAAAUUGCCACAAAAUAUUUUAUUACCAAAAAGGCAUCCACGUUUGAACACUCCGUUGUCCACCAAAGUGUCAUUGGCGACAUCCGGGAGAUAUUCAAGGAAGUGUCCACUGGCUCCUCUUCUCCAAAGGAGCAAAUCAGAAGCCUAUCGAUUCUUCAGACAAAUAUAAAAGUCAAACUUCACUCUUUUGAUCCAACGUUUUGGGAUGCCGUCCUACAUGAAGUUGAGGUUUUUAAAGCGAAAACACUGCUCUUUCAUCAAAGUAAGCUUUUUAACAAAUCUCGAGAAGCGUCACCCUCAACGGCGGAAAGCUCUUCAGAGACCAUUAAAGAUACUGGGAAGAGCAAGCUGCUAAUGGAAGAUGACCAUCCCCAAGCCAUAAAGCAGCAAAUCUUUCACUCGUCCUCAAAGGCGACUGAGGCUGAGGAGUCUUAUGGAGCUGUUCCGGUAAUCAGUUUCGAUACCCAGGGGGAUUUGUCGCGAAAGUUCAUCCCCAGAUACAACCAGACGCACUACGACUCGAACAACCCGCCCCCCAAAUAUGUCCAAGGAUACAAAUUUAUUAUUUUCUAUCCACGUCUCUUGGAGAUGCCGUCGGGCUUGGUGCCUUCAUAUGAAUUGGCAGAUGCAACCGGAAAAGAGAUCCUCAGUGAUUUGGAGCCGCAUAUUUUCCC
Messenger RNA from Mitosporidium daphniae, 974 nucleotides. RefSeq lists its product as uncharacterized. The record is from RefSeq and is a predicted model, not a curated record. NCBI's taxonomy places the organism in Eukaryota, Fungi, Microsporidia. Gene Ontology annotation, biological process: mRNA cis splicing, via spliceosome. Gene Ontology annotation, cellular component: spliceosomal complex; cytoplasm. The transcript has 2 exons. Gene Ontology annotation, molecular function: protein binding. The annotation marks the transcript as partial.